CAGCGGCGGCGGCGGCGGCGGCGGCGGCGGUGGUGGUGACUACGGCGGCGGCGGCGGCGGCGGCGGCGGCGGCGGCUCCAACAACGACAGAGUUGGCUGGUCAAUCGGGCGACAAGCACCGAGGCAGUAGAGCUGAGCGCGACGCGUCACUGCACAGCGGCUCACACGUGCUCGGCUGCACUUACGCCCGGCGUCCAAGGACACACGAUCGUAGUCCCGCGCAGAGCCUCGGCUCUCGCUCUGUCUCUCUCCCUCUGACCGUCUCGUUUUACCGCCUGACGCGAGUGAGCGGUCCCGAGCACUUCCGACCUCACCGAGGUCCAGUGCGAUUGUGUGUUGUUGUUUGUUUGGUUUGGUCGAGUGACACUGCACGGCACCGGACUAGCCGACGACACGUCUCAGCGGUGCGUUCUCGCCUUGACACAGCGGCGAGGCUGCUGCGUGUAAGCCUCCUCGCCGUCGCGCGUUUAGUGCUUUCAGCUGGUGAAAGGAUCCGGCCUGACCACGGCCAUUCUCGACACGCAUUGUGUUAGCGUGGCCGGGGGCGGUGGCGGUGGUGGCGGCGGUGUCGCCGGUGGUAGCGGCAGCAGUGACCCGGGCGUCGCCUCGGAGUACCCGCCGAGCGCUGCUGCAGCGCGGAGCAGGGAAGCGGCGGCGGCGGCGCUGCACGCAGCGAGGACCCUGUUGGGCGCGGGGGUGGCCAACCCUUGCUCGCCCACCCCCGAGCCACCCUUCUGGAAGAUGCCUCACAAAGGAUGCAUUUAGCGUCGGCGCACAAAGGAGCGCGGCGCGGCGCUUGGAGUGCACGCGCAUUGGCAAAAGGAAGACCUGAUGCAUGGAGGCGGUGGCCUCGGUGGCGGAGGGAUGAUGGGCCAGAACUCCAUCUUUGGCUGUUCGAGCGCUGGCCACAGUGGAGUGAACCAGUUGGGCGGCGUGUACGUGAACGGCAGGCCGCUGCCCGACUCCACCAGGCAGAAGAUCGUCGAGCUGGCGCACAGCGGAGCAAGGCCCUGCGACAUCUCGCGCAUACUGCAGGUCAGCAACGGUUGCGUCUCCAAGAUCCUCGGCAGGUACUACGAGACCGGUUCUAUCAAACCCCGAGCGAUCGGCGGCAGUAAGCCACGGGUGGCGACUACGCCAGUUGUAAAUAAAAUAGCCGACUACAAGCGCGAAUGCCCAUCAAUCUUCGCAUGGGAGAUUCGCGAUCGGUUACUGCAAGAGGGAGUUUGCAAUAACGACAACAUACCCAGUGUAUCGUCGAUCAACAGGGUGCUGCGCAACUUGGCGUCGCAGAAGGAGCAGCAGGCUGCGGCGGUGCAGGCACACCAGGGCGCUGAGAGCGUCUACGACAAGCUGCGCAUGUUCAAUGGCCAGGCGGCCGGCUGGCCCCACGCCUGGUACUCGGCGACACCUUCGCAUCACUCCCUCGCCACCGGCUUACCCGGCACCACGACUCCUAGCUCCGGCCAAUCACUGCUGCCUGGCUCGCAACUCCACGCACGCGACGACUCGCUGCUGAAGCGUUCAGACGCAGGCUCACUAUUGUCGCAUCAGCAAGAGACAACGUCCGAUGGUAAUUCGGAACAUAACUCGUCGGGCGACGAAGACUCGCAAGUUCGGCUGAGGCUGAAACGGAAACUGCAGCGCAAUCGGACUUCUUUUUCCAAUGAGCAAAUCGAUAGUCUCGAAAAAGAAUUCGAGCGGACGCAUUACCCGGAUGUGUUUGCACGGGAACGCCUCGCCGAGAAGAUUGGAUUGCCUGAGGCACGUAUCCAGGUGUGGUUCAGUAACCGACGUGCAAAAUGGCGUCGCGAGGAAAAGCUGCGCAACCAAAGACGCACGGCCGUGGACCAAGUGGUCGGCGGCGGCAGCAGUGGUGGCACAGGCACUGGCGCCGGUUCCGCGCCACCGGCGGCCACACCCGCCACUCCAAGGAUACCGCUCAACGCCGGAUUCAACGCUAUGUAUUCAUCGAUACCCCAGCCAAUUGCUACAAUGCCUGAUACAUACAGCUCGAUGACGAGUAGUUUGGGCGGCUCGAUGGGCAGCAGUUGUCUGCAACAGCGUGCCGAUGGCUACCCGGCAUACGUAUUCCACGAGCCGCUGCACUCGCUUACACAGUCGUAUUCGCACGCGGCGCAUCAGUCGGCUGCAGCGGCCGCGCACUCGCAGCCUCACCGGGGCCUGCCCACCACCUCGCAUGCACCGACCGCACCGAGCACUCCCGGCGCGCAGACUGCUCCGCCUGGUUCGACGCCGUAUCAGCCGACCACUUCUACGGCUACUGGUGUGAUAUCGGCAGGUGUGUCGGUGCCGGUGCAGAUCCCGUCGCAGACGCCCGACCUGACGGGCAACUACUGGCCGCGACUGCAGUGAUCACAGCUUUUCGGGUUCCCUGCCGCGAGUCUGCUCGUUGGCCAGGAGAGCCCGUCGGCGACGAGCCCCUCGUCGCCUUCCAGAUCCCAGCAGCAGCAGCAGCAGCAAAUUCAGCAAUUGACUGCCAGCAACACCUCGACCACCAGCUCGCUCCAGCACUCGGACGCCAGCGAGUGAGCGCCAUGACUGCACGAUCGCUCGGAUGCAUAAUUGGCGAAGAUGCCGGCUGUGCGAAAGCGCGCGCGCGGUGAGUCACCUGCACACAUGAACAACAACCUAGAUCCUCUAUCGGGCCCGGAUCACGCGGCAGGGUUGCGAGCAGCGCUUCACUGUGAUCAAGCCUUUCUCCGCCGUCUCCACGUACACGCGCUUCUUCUAUCAUCUCCCUUCUCCUCGGCUGUCUCGGCUGCUCUCUGUAUUCGCGCCUGAGCUCGACUUGGCGCGUCGUGACGAGCCGACGAGUCGUUUGGCAUUCUCUCGCUAUCUCUUUCGCUCUUCUUUUGUACAUUUUUAGCGACACACCGAUAGGCUAGCCUAGGAUUAUCCACCCCAUAGGACUAUAACGAGCGCGAGACACGCUAGUGCGAUUAAACUGUUACCUCCGCGUAAUAAUUUGAUAUGUCGCUGCGUUCAUUGAUUUUUAUUAGUUGCAAUGGCAAUAGGCAUAACGGUAUAUGUAUGUAUGGUCCCUCUUUCUCUACUUUACGAGUACUAUAGUGCAUGUAUACGCGAUAUAUAUCUGAACGUGCGACCUUCAACCAUAUGCUGACAUGUGCCAAAAUCAUGUAAAUAAUCGGACUCUAUUAUACGUAUGCAUUAGCUUACUUUACUGUUUCAUUUCACUGCGUAAUUAAUUUUAUUUAUCUUCAUUGUCGUUUAAGCAUUCGAUGUACAAACAUACCUUCAAAUAUAUGUUGUUAUGUACGCAAGCAAAAAAUAAAGAACAUGUUUUAUUUUCAACUGUAUAUUUUCUUACAAUUUUUAUUUGCAACAACACGCACGUACACAGUUUUACAAUGACGUUUUGUCAAUAUAAAAGUACUUGGAUAAGCCAAAUGCCAAAGGCGAAAAUUUGACAAACGAGUCUCUUUCCGUCAAAGCGCUGAGCGUAAGUAUGACUAGGUCUCGCUCCAAGAACUAGUAGAUAAUUCAAGAAAACGCGAACAAUCAAAUUGCAAGCCAAUCAAACUCUCUUUGAAACUCCGUUUCUUCGUGUGAAAGCUGGUUUUGAUCUGCCGGGCCGCGCGCGUGCACGUUCCCCAAGUACAGUGCGCGUGCGUAUAUAGCGCGCCGCGACAGCGAGUCGCGAUGAGGCGUGAAACAGAAUUGCGAAUGCGCCCUUCUUCCCUCGGCCGGGCGAAGCGCAGCGCAGCCACGCGCGGGAUACAGCCAGGCAACGCGAUGGAUAAACGAGGAAGACGAGAGCGCGUCGACGAGUCGCGGUGGCGAGCGCGAGCUCCAACCGCUCGCCGCGGAGAUCGAUGCGCGCGAGGGGAGCUCUGCGCGAUGUCUGUCUGGCGGAGAGCAGCAGCGCGCGUACACACGAACACAGAGCGCUCGCCGCGCUCGGCCCCUCUGGCAGCGAGAUGCUAAUCGCCCGUCGGAGGAGGGAAUAUUUCGGGCGAUGCCGAGGGUGCCGCGGGCUUUCUUCGCUCGAGCGAGCGGCCAUCGCGCUUAGACCCGAAGACAUGGCGGCGCACCGCAUACGCGCAUGUUCCACUUGCUCGCCGCGCCUGUGUACGCGCGCCUCUCGCUUGUUUUCGCCCGUCAACGACAGCCGCCGGUGUCGCCGCUCGCACCACAGCUUUUCGCUUUCCCAUCGACAAACGUCAUUCGCAAUUGUCGAUUAACGAGAUGCGACGUCCAUUGCUCGCGCGCUCCUGUCGAAGGCGAGACCAUAAAUAUACUUUCUCCUUCGCGCAGUCCAGCGUGACAGCGUGAGCUGUCGAAAGAACGUCUAACGGGAAUUCAAUUCGCCUUCUAUCAUUUCCACGUCGCUCCUCAAUUUGCGCAUUUUUACACGGCGUCGGCACUUUCUUUUCAAUUUGUGCUUAGGCACCUCGCAAAUAGUUGCACGAAAUAAUGACGGAACUGAAGGCACAAUUGCGCGACGGAAUUGCAGCUAAUUAAGAGAAAGAGGGGCAUCGAUCAAAUAUAUGCCAAAGUGUCUUGACGACUCACUGACAUCUUUUAUUACGUUUGAAGCACUAUCCUUUGUUUAUUGUCGUGUACAAAAAGUCGUGUAAAAUACUAUUGGUUAAAUUAUCUUGUAUAUUAGAAAAUAAUUUGGAAAAAAUGUUUGAAAUAUGUAAAUAACAAUUGAGAAUAGACGUAGAACGAAAAAAGUCAAAAAAAUAGCUCGGAAUAAUGGAGUUUAACAAACUGCAACUAUACAUCUACAUAAAAUACACAUCACAGCAGUCAUUAUAAACCUGUUGCCCUGUGCGCUUGCAGCAGUCGAUGUUUAUUCAUAAAAUGCCCAAGUGACGCAAAUUAGUAAGUAAAUGCAUGCACUCAACAACAAGCAGAUUAUAGAUUCCAAUCACCAAUACCCAUUAAACAUUCCAAAGGAUUUUAAUAAGACCAGUAACCAUUUUAACCCACUAUUCAAUAUACAAAACUUACACAACUAUUUCGCCUCCAUUAUCUAUCGAAGCAGCUGAAGAAGAGCUCCAUAAUAACAAAAAUUAUCAGCCUAUUAGUGCGAAUUCAAAAUCAAAGUUCUGUUUUUUGGAAAAAUUUGAAUGAUGAUUUGGUAAAUAGCUUAUAAUUUUAAGAAAAAAUGAAAAUAAUGGCAGAGUCCUUCUCUUAUUUGGAGCUUUUAAUUAACGUUGUCUUGAUUACAAUGACAGUGUAAUGCCACUUCUCCAUAAAGUCAGUCAUGUAAUAAAAGUAGCAAUAUGCAUUUAAUAAUUAAUGCCUAGGAUUCUCUAGGAUGCAUAAAAACAGUAAUUAUCCAUUAUUACAUUGCAAAUUAUAAGUAAUCACUAUCGAUGUGUAUUACUGAUAAUUGAAUCAAGCUUUAACAUAUAAUAAUAUCAAAUCUCAAUAGAUCUGUAUAAGCCCAUUGAAUGCAAUAGUGUUCGCUAUCAUAUACAUAUAAGCAUUCAAACAAGAAUCAAAACUUGAAAAAAAGCCAGCUCAUUUAAUGGCAAAGCACAAAUAAUGUACGGAAAGUGACAAUUAUUGCAUUAAUUGAAUUAAGAGUGGUUUUUUUACAAUGAUUAAAGUGUUAUGCAAUGAGAAUGAGCUAAUACAUAUUGAACUUGAAAAAGUCUGAUGUAAAACUAUCAUUUCAAAUCUAACAAUAUUCAAAAUAUUACAGAGCGAUGCCAAUAUUUUUAAUAAGUCAAUGAACUGUUGCUACAUGUAUUUCAAAAUUAGAAAAUAUAGACCCACACAAUUAAUGGUUUUUGUUAUGUUUUGACGAUUCGUUUCAAUUAGACACUAUGGAAAUAAAUACUAUUUAUUUACCUGAUACUCCCAUUGGUUAAUACUCUUUUUUAUGUAACAUUUGUAUAUUAUUGUGAUUAGUAACUGUUUUUGCAAGCUAAACAGUUCUGUUCUGUAUUCUGCUGACCAUUAAUCCAUUAUGAAUAUCGUGAUAUUGCUUUUAAAUUCUUGGCAUCGAUCGCUUUGAUCUCACGAUGCUUUGCUGAUGAAAAUUUCUACAAAAGUAAUUGAAACAGUCAUUGUGUUUGACGAAUACGUAUAUUUGAUUGAUCAUCAUACGAUUGAAAUGAAAUGAAUAAUGAAAAAUUGAAUUUGUUGAUACGAAAGAAAUGUACAUUAUAGAAAUAUUUCAAUUUUAUUUGCGAAUAAAGAUGUUUGACAGGGAAAAAUAUUGUACAUAGUAUAAAAUAUUUGAUAAUCUUAAAUUUUAUUCGAUGUAGCGUAGUAUAAUGUUACGUUGCACAGUCAUAUAUAAGAGGCGCUCAGCCAUGCGUUCAGGACGCAAUUUAACGUUCUGGUACCUAUUUCUCAUCAUUGUAAUAGAAAUAAUUACAUGAAAUCUAUUGUGUACAAGUAUAAGCAAAACUAAUUAAUGAAAAUAUUUAAAAUACACAUGAAAAAAGAAUACAUAUAACUAUAUCGCGGCAGUAAUCCAAUGUAAGUGUUGUGAAUAAUGAGAAUAAUAUUGUUGCUGUGAUUACCUCUUAAGAUUGUAAGUAGCCACAUUUAGAGGACGAAAUCCAUUGUUAGAUGUCAUAAUUCGAUGAAUGUGUUAUAUCGUUUCAAUAAAAUGGCGGAGAUUUCAUUCCAUGACAGAACAUUAUACGAAAAGAUAUUAUAAUUUGUAUGGACGCCUGUGUAUUUUGAAUGAAUGGAUAAGUGCUUGGAUAAUCAUUGAAUCAUUGUAAUAAUAAUUUAUGUUAAGACGAAUGACGAUAAAAAAAUUGGAUUGAAAUAAACGUUAUUGAAAUUUUCUCACGGACGCAAGUAUUCUUUCUUAACCCCAUACUUAUCGAUUCCACUUUAGUGACA
Molecule: messenger RNA, 6861 nt
Organism: Phymastichus coffea
Lineage: Eukaryota; Metazoa; Arthropoda; Insecta; Hymenoptera; Eulophidae
Gene: toy
Product: paired box protein Pax-6-like
Exons: 11
Coding region: 832-2376 (514 amino acids)
Biological process (GO): anatomical structure development; regulation of transcription by RNA polymerase II
Molecular function (GO): DNA-binding transcription factor activity, RNA polymerase II-specific; RNA polymerase II cis-regulatory region sequence-specific DNA binding
Source: RefSeq, a predicted model, not a curated record